This is a messenger RNA of Aspergillus pseudotamarii, 1685 nucleotides long. RefSeq names its product alpha/beta hydrolase. The transcript has a single exon. The record is from RefSeq and is a predicted model, not a curated record. Gene Ontology annotation, molecular function: hydrolase activity. NCBI's taxonomy places the organism in Eukaryota, Fungi, Ascomycota, Eurotiomycetes, Eurotiales, Aspergillaceae. Bases 248 to 1219 code for a protein of 323 amino acids.
UCAAAUCUCAUCUAACUAUGCGGAUACACUUUCGGGAUGCGGAGUUUCUAUGGAAUUCUCUGUUGGAUCAGUCACCAUGGAUUGUUCCUACAUAAAGCUUGGGGGAGGAUGGAAUACAAAGACAGAGCUUCAAGUCAUCGCAUCGUACAUGUCACCAAAACAACCAUUACAGUUCGAUUCAGAGUGCGAUUAAGCUCCUUCCCUUUUGCAGCAUAAAGACCUUUUGUAUCUAUACAUCAACCCAGGCAUGUCUUCUCAAAUUCCGCGACCUGCGCUCAAUUUAGAGCUUACCCAGGUGCAUAAAGCCCUCCCAAAGAUUGGGAUGAGCACCAAAGAAGAGCUCGAAUCUUACCGUCAAUUUUUAGGAUCGUCCUUCUCACUGGAGGAUGCGAUCCGAGGCAGAGAGGAUGUGCUCUCUUACGAAGAACGAGACAUACCAGGGCCAGCCGGACCGAUGAGGGCUACGAUAUUUCGUCCAAAGAACGAGACCCGGCGGAUAGAAGAGACACCAGGAGUCCUUUGCAUGCAUGGAGGUGGGCUGGUCAGUGGGAAUCGCUUUGUGGGUGUCAUCGGCAUGUUGGACUGGGUCCAGGCUCUCGGUGCUACCCUUGUGACUGCCGAAUACCGCCUCGCUCCUGAGCAUCCCCAGCCCGCAGCGCUGGAGGACAGUUAUGCAGCCCUCCAGUGGAUGAGCAAGCACUCUACAGCACUUGGAUUCAACCCGCGCAAAUUGGUUGUAUGUGGUGGCUCGGCAGGCGGGAAUCUCGCUGCGGGGGUUACGUUACUGGCUCGCGACCGAUCGGGACCUGAAGUCUGCGCUCAAGUACUGAUGUAUCCGUUACUCGACGAUAGUAACCAGGGCCAAUCUGUACAGCAAUUUGGUGACAUCGCUCCCUGGACUGGGUCGAACACUAUUGAUGCCUUGAGAUACGCUCUUGGCGAGAAUCACGAGCAUGCUGAUAUGUAUACCGUUCCUUCGCGCGCUACGAACCUCUACAGCUUGCCGCCCACAUUCAUUGACGUUGGCGAGGCGGACGCAUUCCGUGACGAAGAUGUGGCUUAUGCUGCGAACUUGUGGAAGUCUGGUGUAUCCACUGAGUUGCAUGUAUGGCCUGGUUGCUGGCAUGGUUUCGAUGCAUUUGUGCCAGAUGCGCCUAUUAGUCUGCAGGCGGGGGCUGUCCGUCUGAAUUGGCUCAAAAAAGUGCUCGAAAGUUCCUGAUAGAGUUAUCAAUAUGAAUACUUACGCAUUUGAUGGGGCUGUGGCGAUAUCCUUCCCUUAAUUUUAACUAUAUAUAGCUUCCAUGUGCCCAGCAUUGUUCUCCUGUACUCUUUACUUGAAUAGAUCACUUGCUACAUGUUUAUGGAACCUGACCUGUAUAAAAAUCAGCUAGACAGGAGUGAGGUUCGUAUCUCUCCCUACCAAAGACGACAAGAAGUUUAUUUUAAGUCUAACUUGAUCGUACUAUCAACUCAUUCGCUAUUCCCCCUCACACUGAUCAUAUACUCGAAAUUUGGAACCUUACGUUGAAGCUACACACAGUUUUGGCCAACUGAAAAGGGAUUAGCCAAUCAAUCCAGGCACACAUAAGGUUAGGGAACUAAUCCCGCUUAGGCCUAGAGCACGGGAACAACAUCCCAUGAAUGUCAAUUACUAGUCUCCAUCCUUGAUCAAAUCUUCCUCCCCG